GUAAGGCGUUCUUCGGGGCAACGGAAGUUCAACGUUCAUCUUCAUCGAUCAUCGUGGGAGCUGUCAUGGCAUCAUAGACUCGUGCCAAACACACAGCAAGUUAAUAACAACAUGAUGUAUGGCCGUCGGGGCUGCCUUGUUGGUGUUGGCAAGCCCUGGAUCUUCCACUAGUCCUUCUUCCCUGAAUCUCAUUUCAUCCGUCUCUUCCUGGAGGGCUCUCCAGGAUCUCACCAUACUAGGUACACGGCGCGGGGGUUUUGCCACAUGUCACAUCUCUCUUUCAUCGAUAACAUCGACCUCCCGAAUCGGGUACGAACUGGGCAACACGAGGUAUUCCCCUUUGUUGGGCAGUCAAGGCACCGGUAGGUAGCCAACACUACAGUCACUCUGCCGCACACUCCAACGGCCCGUGUCGG
Molecule: messenger RNA, 416 nt
Organism: Pisolithus orientalis
Lineage: Eukaryota; Fungi; Basidiomycota; Agaricomycetes; Boletales; Pisolithaceae
Exons: 2
Coding region: 119-370 (83 amino acids)
Source: RefSeq, a predicted model, not a curated record